AAUGAUUUCCUUUCACCUUUAUAGUCAACAAAACCAAAGAGAAAGAAAGUAGAAAAACAAUCCUCACAUAUGAUGAUGACCCUUCUCACUAACUAGUCAAGUUUUUGUUGUUAUUUUCCACUUGUAUCUUCUUCUUCCUCAACCUCUACUUGUUUUUCUUUUUUACUCUCAUUGUGCUCUGACCAAGUCAAUAUUUAUAACUUUCGCACUUCAUUAGCCACUGCUUAUUAACUCCAUUCUCUCGUAGAACUGUAAUAGUUCCAUCCUUACUAUAUAGAUAGAUCACAUUCACAUAAUAUAUAUAUAUAUAUAUACAUAUUUAUAUAUUUAGCUAUAACACUAAACAUAUGACACUUGUUUUUCACUCACCUUGUACCUGAGAUAGUGAAAGAUGAGAUGAGGUGACCUCAUUGGACUUGGUUCAGUGAGGCUUCUCAAUUAGAACAGAAAGAAAAGUACUUUCAUCACCGUCCAAACACAUGGCUCAGCAGGAGGAAGGGUGGCCACUUGGUCUGCAGCCACUUAAUGCAAGAGUUGGUUUAGCUAGAAACAGAGAUUUUUCAGGAUCAAUAUCAUUCAACACUUUAAUUACUGGUUCUCCAACAUGUUCUACAGAUUCUUCCUCAGAUUUAGAUACUGAGUCCACUGGUUCUUUCUUCCAUGACAAGAGUAUCACACUUGGGAGUCUUAUUGGAGUUAAUAGCAUUCUAGAGCUGUCCAGAAGAUCAAUCAGAGGAAGAAAAAGUGAGCCAUCUAAGGAAAAUAAGAGCAGCAACACCAGGACCAGGAGGAUAUGGUGUUUUUCUAUAUGUUCAUCAAGUGACACUUCUGAUAUUGCUGAGAAUUCCAAUGAUGCUGCACCACCAUCUCUUGGCCAUUUUCUUGCAGUUGAGAGAAAAACUGCGAACGAAUGUAGGAGUGACCAAAGGCAAACUAGUUUUUAUGGACCAGACGAGCUUGCCAUGGCUCAGUCAACAGCUGAAACAAACACACUUUUCAUUGAUGGCUGCAUAGCUCCUCCUCGGUCAAGUCCAUGUUCAGGUACAGAGAUGAACAUGAGAAGAAACAGAGGACUAGAUCAUUGCUUGGGGUGUGGAUUUUCAUUACUGUGUCCAUGCAUGUCUGGACAGCCUUCCCACUAAAAGACAUUGCCCUUUUGUUUUGGUUUUUUUUUGUUUGCGACUUAAGUUUAGCGAUUGAAUUAUAUGUUUUAUGAUGAGAAAUAAGUGCUUAUUCUGCCACUUAAGUGAUGUAUUUGGUGUGUUUUUGAAGGUCAGAUUAUCAUGUCAGACUCAUAGGCAAUUAUUAUCAUAAUUGAGCAAAUUUGAAUA
This is a messenger RNA of Cannabis sativa, 1331 nucleotides long. RefSeq lists its product as uncharacterized. The transcript has 3 exons. The coding region runs from base 480 to 1142 and encodes 220 amino acids. NCBI's taxonomy places the organism in Eukaryota, Viridiplantae, Streptophyta, Magnoliopsida, Rosales, Cannabaceae. The record is from RefSeq and is a predicted model, not a curated record.